Messenger RNA from Pocillopora damicornis (cauliflower coral), 1263 nucleotides. RefSeq names its product DNA damage-regulated autophagy modulator protein 2. Lineage: Eukaryota; Metazoa; Cnidaria; Anthozoa; Scleractinia; Pocilloporidae. The record is from RefSeq and is a predicted model, not a curated record.
CUGGUUGCCUUCCCAAAAUGCCUUUCUCUUCCUCUUCAUGGAACGGAAAUUGUGGUCCUCGGUCACAUGGUUACAAGUAUUCGCUUCCCGGACGGAGUUGUAGCCAUGUCAUUCGCUCGAAAUAGUUGACCCUGUUUGCUCAGAAAUUGGAAGAAAUUAUAGUUAUGGCCCCUCAAGGCAUUGGGAAUCUUCAUUUUCUACCUGUUGUCCUUGGUUGCUUUGCAAUCAUUGCUUUCUUCACUGCCUAUGGCAUGUCUGUAAAGAGAGGGGAUGUCAGAGCUGUUUGGCCAUAUAUAAGCGAUGCAGGGUCUCGUGCACCUGAGAGUUGCAUCUUUGGACAGUUUCUCAAUAUGGCUGCAGUGAUUGCAUUUGUAGUAAUGUAUAUCCACUACAGACAUGUAAGAGAAUCCAAUGUCACAGACAUGCCGAUAAUCUCGAAUCUUAACUAUUGGUCCUUGUGGAUAGCAGCCUUUACAUGCUUGGGUCUCUCCAUGGUUGCAAAUUUUCAAGAGACAAAUUCUUUGCCAACACAUUUGACAGGCGCUAUCAUGGUGUUUGGUUUAGGGACACUGUACUGCUGGAUGCAGGCCUUUAUUUCCCAUUUAAUGCGAAAUCAGGCAACAAGCUCUGCCCUUAGCUCUUGCACCAGAUUUAUUCUUUCAGCUCUCAUAUCUGUGUUCUUUAUCAUCACACUAGCGGCUGGAGGUGCCGCCUCAGUAGCAUACAAAGAACAGCAUAAGAACAUGAGUGACAUGGCUGCUGAACUCAAGUGGAACAAAACAGAUGAUGGAUACAAUGCCCAUCUGGCGAGUACUUUCAGUGAAUGGUUGAUGAGCAUAUGUUUCCUUCUCUACUUUCUGACAUACUUCCGAGAGUUUCAAAAGAUAAUUGUCAUCAUUCAAGUACAACCGAAGAAUGCAGAGAUCUUUUCCUCUGGCCAAAGUCAUCAUGAUGAAGCAAGAAUAGUUGUUUAAAGUCACAAAAUGAUGUCUCUUACCAGGUUUUACUAAGUGGAUGUAUGAUUUUUAGGUCUGAUUAUCUAUGUUUAUAUCAGGAAGAAGAAUUUAUAGCAGCAGUAGACCAUGGGAAGCCUUCCUGUACAAACAGUUCAGUGCUUCUGCUGCAUUAGUGGUGGUUUACUUUUUUUUUGGUUUUGGAGCAUUUACAAGUUGUUAACCCUUAACCCUUUAACUCCCAAAAGUGAUUAACAUGUUACUUCUCCCUAUAAUAUCCAUACAUUAUCCAGCAAGCAGGUAAUGAGAA